UCAGCCUCUCUGCCUCUCUCUGCUCCUCUUGGCCCGGCACGGCUCGGCACGCUUUCCCCUGGACCAGGACUCACUCUCACACACACAGGCGGGGACACACAGGCCGGGGACAGGACCAGCAGGCUCCGGGUUCCGGCCGCGGGCUCCCGUCAUGCUGGGCGCGGUGAAGAUGGAAGGGCACGAGGCUCCGGACUGGAGCGGAUACUACAGCGAGGAGAUGUACUCUCCAAUGGCGGGCAGCGGGAUGGGAUCUGGUCUUGGGAUGGGCUCAAUGUCAGGAUACAUGACCAACAGCGGAACCACGUCGGGAUCCUUUAACAUGUCGUACAGCGGGACUGGUCUGAGCCCCGCCCCGGUGGGGGGGAUGGGCGGCUCAGCCCAGGCAGCCAUGUCAGGACUUGGAGGGGGAGUUGCCUCAAUGGGCGGGGCUCUGAGCCCGUCCGGUAUGAGCUCUGUGUCUGCCCAGCAGGCAUCCAUGGGUCUGAACCCUUACGGGGGCAUUAGUCCCACCAUGAGUCCCGGGAUGGCGUAUGGUGGCGGCGGACUGAACCGUAGCCGUGACAACAAGGCCUUCAGACGGAGCUACCCACAUGCCAAACCACCCUACUCCUACAUCUCACUCAUCACCAUGGCGAUCCAGCAGGCGCCCAGCAAGAUGCUGACCCUGAGCGAGAUCUACCAGUGGAUCAUGGACCUGUUCCCGUACUACAGGCAGAACCAGCAGCGCUGGCAAAACUCCAUCCGCCACUCGCUGUCCUUCAACGACUGCUUUGUCAAGGUGUCGCGCUCACCCGACAAACCAGGGAAGGGUUCCUACUGGACCCUGCACCCGGACUCUGGGAACAUGUUCGAGAACGGCUGCUACCUACGGCGCCAGAAAAGGUUCAAGUGCGAGAAGAAGAUGUCGCCAAAGUCUGACGGCAGGAAGGAGCAGGGGGGAGGAGCCUCUCCCUCUGGGGACUCCAUCAAACCUGCUGGACUCUUGGACUCCUCCUCCCUACCCUCCUCCAGCCAGGUGUCUCCUCCUGGCCUGGACCUGCGGGGAGGCGUGGGCGGGGUGUCAGACCUGAAGGUGUCGGGUUCUCAGCUCCUGUCCUCUCUGUCGUUACCUCCCCACGCCAUGACACACGAGUCCCAGCUGCACCUGAAGGGAGACCCCCAGUACUCAUUUAACCACCCGUUCUCCAUCAAUAACUUAAUGUCGUCCUCGGAGCAGCAGCACAAACUGGACCUGAAGGCCUACGAGGCGCUGCAGUACUCCUCCUACAGUGCUGGGGGGGGCAGCCUCGGGGGGAGGAGCAUGGAGUCUCUGGAGGCCUCCUACUACCAGGGGGUCUAUCCCAGACCGCUCCUCAACACCUCGUAGUACCCGCUGCACUUCCAGUUUGGACUCUUACUCUGCAUGCAGCCGUCCCGGACUUCCUGUCUGACUGUGAUCAUGCUGAGCCGGAUCGACUCGGCUGAACUGGAUCGACUCGUCUGAUCCCGGGUCGACUCGUCAGCUGGUUCCUGAACUCCUGCACUGUGACCAAACCAGGACUCAAAGAGACUGUCAGCUGUUGAAUCUGAUCCCAGGUCUGUGUUCUCCUUUUACACACUGAGUCACAAACAACCAAAGAUCAGGUCCCAGGUCCAGAAAAAAAGAUUUAGUGUUUCAAAAUCCACAUUAAGACUCUGGACCGUCAGCGGGUCCAGAGUCCAGGAGGUUAGUCUGAUGCACUGAUCAUUUCACACAGACCGCCCCCCAAAUCGUAAAACACGACGUAAAAAGAAUGACAUCGCAGUAAGAGACGUAGCACCAGAGUCCGACAAAUUCAGCGUAUCAACAAAAGGUAUAGCGAACAGAAAACAUGACGCAGCGUCAUCACAUCCGAUCCCGACUGCACGCUGAAAACUUACAGAGUCAGGAAAGAUACCGAGAAUUACGGGGUGUAAAAUGUGUCUGUUUGCGUUCCGACAUGCAGCUCAUCCUGCAAACUUCAGGAAGUUUUCAUGAAGUUUUCAGGAGCAGAGAUGUCACGUUGAUGAUCGUUCAGGAUGAUCUUUUUGGUUUUAUGUCAGCUGUCGUUUCGAUGGUCAGCAGGUUUCACGACGUUUAGAGAGGAAAAAAAAGACGGAGAAUCAGAAACAAACGGAUCAGGGGUCAGGGUCCAGACGGGUUACUCAAACAUGUCCUGAUGUUUAGUUUAAAACAUGGAGAUGAAUCCAAAAUGGAAGCCACUCCUAAAAAACGUUUUUAUUGUCCAUCCACGGGUACAGACCUUCAGAAUAAAACUCUGUUUGCUCACAGAUGAAUAUUAUUAUGAGUUUGUUUGUUUUCGUUGCUGAAAUGUUGCCAACGUAUUUCUUUAAUUUAGACGAUGCUCUGUCUCUCUCCCUCCCCUCUCUCUCUCUCUCUCUCUCUCUGAUCUGAAGUUCAUAAAUAUUACAGAGAUAUCGUUUAGACAAUCUUUACUGCAACAUCAUGGAUCAAAGUGUGUCCUCUCAGAGUUCUUUUUGUCCCUCACAGGCUCAGGUAGUGUGAGACAUCAUUACAGAAAGGAUCCUCACACAGAUCUUUUAGUUUGAACCUCAAAGAGCUGUGACAUCACUCUCUACAAAACGCCACAUUCACAAACACUGAUUUUACUGACCAGGUCACGGGAGCUGGUGGUCAGCUGCGGCCGUUACACAAAGUUUCUUUGUAUUAAAAAUUGUUUGUAUUUUAAAAGUAAAAAAGAAAAGAAAGUAGAAAAGAAAAGUGAUGUCAGAGGUCCCUGAACCGCAGGUUGAAGACCCUCGUUUUAAAUUUGAAAAGACACAGGUCUUUGAGGUAUUGUCUCCUCGUGUGUUACAGGUCAAAAGGUCACCUGUGGCCGGUGAUGUGGUUGUCAUGGCGACAGAUUAAUUCGACUGAUUUUCUAAUCAGAAAAUAUGACGAAACGUUUAUUUCUCCCACGACCUCGUCUGCCCUCCGGACGACCCGCUGAGGGGUCAUGACCCUCAGAUAGAGACACACACACACACACACACACACACACGCACACACACGCACACACACAUACAUACACACACAGAUCAAAGGGCUUUUUUUUAAGGGUCACUUCACUUGAAUAAAACAGACAUCUUUCCCGCCUCUCUUUUGUCUGAUCUGUGGUCAGUUUCGCGGCGUCUCGUCUUUUCUCCGUCGAUUGUCGAUCUAUUAUCCGGUCUGAUUCACACGACGAUGAUCCUGAUGAAUUAUUCCACAUCAAACAAAACUUUGACAAAUAAAAAAAGGAAAAACAAACUUCACGGGAGAAAAGAAACUAAAUGUAUCUCAAAGUCAUAAAAAGACAAAUCUUUGAAUAUUUAUAUUUCAUGGAUCAAUAAAAAUAUUAAAUUAAUAAUAAAUAAAUAAUGAUGAUGAUCAGAGUUUUAUAUUAAACUCUGUACUUUUUAAUGUUUGAUUUUUAUAUAUGACCGUAAACAAAGAGAGGACGCCUCGACACGACAGAGACAGAAUUAUAACUUUAAUUAAAACUUUUUUAAUAAACUGAUCAGCUUGAUUUCAAUAAAGCACAUGUUCAUAUUUAUCAGACCUGUCAUUUAAAUAAAUCAUUCAUUUAAUUUGAUUUGUGUAUCAGCGUGUUUUAGAGAAGACAAAAAGAAACACACACACACACACACACACACACACUUCAGGUUUCAUAACCUCCGGUGUCGUUAACAGAUCAGAGAUGAUCGAGUUUCUGUUUAAAGUUCACCUAUAAGAAAUAACACAAGUGAUUAAAUAAUUUAAACUGGUGGAUUUAUGAGAUCUUUGUUUUCAGAGGAUCUUUGUUUGGGGACUCUCACUCUGUGUGUAAAAGGAGAACCCGCCUCUUGUCUGUUUUCACUCCGUGUAUUUAAAGUGUCCAUCACUGAUUAUUGAUUAUUACCAUGUGCAUGAAUGGACCGGAAGUCGUCUCCUCCUCUUCCUCCAACAGGUCUUCAGGAAGGAAGGAGAGAAGGAGGGAAGAAAGGA
Molecule: messenger RNA, 3985 nt
Organism: Labrus bergylta (ballan wrasse)
Lineage: Eukaryota; Metazoa; Chordata; Actinopteri; Labriformes; Labridae
Gene: foxa1
Product: forkhead box A1
Biological process (GO): cell differentiation; anatomical structure morphogenesis; regulation of transcription by RNA polymerase II
Molecular function (GO): RNA polymerase II cis-regulatory region sequence-specific DNA binding; transcription factor binding; protein domain specific binding
Source: RefSeq, a predicted model, not a curated record